AUGUUGCGGAUGCAGUUGCAGGAUACCAAAUUCAUCUACAACCGCAACCGGACUGAUAUAGAGGAACUGACGGUCUACAAGACUCCAAGAUACGAUCCCUUGUACACAAACUCAAGAUUCGCUAUAAGCACGUUCAUAGACGGAUAUAGGGGAUUAUCAGCAAUGAACUUGAAAGGACAAAUUGAAGGCGAUAUCGGGAGACUCUCUGAAUUAAUAUCCUUGGACCUUUCAUUCAACAAAGCCCUCACGGGUUCUCUGUCUCCACGAUUAGGAGAUCUGAGCAAGUUAAAUAUCCUGAUCCUAGCUGGCUGCGGAUUCAGUGGCAAUAUUCCAGAGGAAUUGGGCAAUCUUGAAGAGCUAACUUUCUUGGCUCUGAAUACGAAUAAAUUUACUGGUCAAAUACCUCCUUUGGGUAAACUCUCCAAACUUUUCUGGUUGGACCUGGCAGACAAUCAGUUGACUGGAACUCUACCAAUUUCAACCCCCGUUACCUCAGGCUUAGACAAACUAUUGAAGGCUGAACACUUCCAUUUCAACAAGAACCAGCUUUCAGGUACCAUUCCACCCAAACUUUUCAGCUCUGAGAUGAAACUGAUACACAUUUUGUUUGAUGGAAAUCAAUUUAUUGGGGAGAUUCCAUCAACCAUAGCACUCGUUCCGACUCUUGAGGUUCUUCGGCUUGAUAGAAAUGCUCUGACAGGAAAUGUCCCCCCAAAUAUCAGCAACCUAACAAGUGUCAAUGAACUAAAUUUGGCCCACAACAAUUUGACAGGCCCUUUACCUGACUUAACUGGAAUGAUUUCCCUCCAUUAUGUAGACCUGAGUAACAACUCAUUUGACCCAUCAGAAGCUCCACGUUGGUUCUCAAACUUACCCUCAAUCACCACUAUCGUUUUAGAAUUUGGAGCACUUGAAGGGACUGUGCCAGAGAAGAUGUUCAGCAUCACAUCAUUGCAGCAAGUGAAACUGAAAAACAAUACGUUUAACGAUACAUUGAAAUUGGGUGAUAGCAUCAGUCCACAGCUGCAGCUUGUUGAUCUGCAGAACAAUCAGAUUUCUAAAAUAACUCUGGCUUAUGAAUACAAACAUACAUUAAUACUUGUAGGGAACCCAGUUUGCACCAGUGGAACUAGCUCAAAUUCAUUCUGUCAGCUUCCACCGCAACAAGAUACAGAAACGUAUACUACUAGCUCGAAUUGUGCACACAUUACAUGCCCCGAUAAUCAGAAGCUCAGCCCUCAGAGUUGUCAAUGUGCAUAUCCUUUUGAAGGAACAUUGUAUUUCAGAGCACCCUCUUUCAGGGAAUUGUCAAAUGUGACUAUGUUUCACUCACUAGAAACGGGUCUAUGGGAAACACUUGGCCUCACUCCUGGUUCAGUUUCUCUUAAAAAUCCUUUCUUCAACACUAAUGACUAUCUUCAAAUUCAGCUGGCACUCUUUCCACCUAUAGGAACAUAUUUUAGUAUGUCAGAGAUUAUAAGGAUUGGUUUUGAUUUGAACCACCAAAAUCACAAGCCACCGGAGGGGUUUGGACCCUAUUAUUUUAUUCCAGAUCCUUAUACUUUCCCAGGUGGGAAUAAAAGUUCUAUGAGCACUGAUGUUAUUAUUGGGAUAUCAGUUAGUUGUGUGGCUCUUGUACUGGGCCUCGUGGUAGUGGGAAUAUGUGCCAUUAGGCAAAAGAAACGUGCAGAAAGAGCCAUUGGAUUAAGCCGACCUUUUGCUUCUUGGGCACCAAGCGGAAAAGAUAGUGGUGGUGCACCACAGUUAAAGGGAGCAAGAUGUUUUUCUUUUGAUGAGCUUAAGAAAUGCACAAAUAAUUUCUCUGACAGUAAUGAGAUAGGAUCUGGUGGAUACGGGAAGGUUUACAGGGGCAUGCUUUCUGAUGGACAAAUGGUGGCAAUCAAAAGAGCUCAGCAAGGAUCAAUGCAGGGUGGCCUUGAGUUCAAGACUGAAAUCGAGUUGCUCUCGCGAAUUCAUCACAAAAAUGUUGUUGGCCUUUUGGGAUUUUGUUUUGAACAAGGAGAACAGAUGCUGGUCUAUGAGUUUAUGCCUAAUGGAACACUCAGGGAAAGCUUGUCAGGGAGAUCUGGUAUUCAUCUUGAUUGGAAGAGGAGACUCCGCAUCACUCUUGGCUCGGCAAGAGGACUAGCUUACCUACAUGAGCUUGCAAAUCCUCCUAUAAUUCACAGAGAUGUGAAGUCCGCCAACAUUCUAUUAGAUGAACAUUUAACCGCGAAGGUUGCAGAUUUCGGCUUGUCCAAGCUGGUAGCUGACAGUGGAAAAGGGCAUGUCUCAAGUCAGGUCAAAGGCACACCGGGAUAUCUUGAUCCUGAAUACUACACAACUCAUCAGUUAACUGAGAAGAGUGAUGUAUACAGCUUUGGAGUGGUGAUGCUUGAAUUGAUAACGGCUAGGCAGCCUAUUGAGAAGGGAAAAUACAUCGUCCGUGAGGUACGAUUGAUGAUGGACAAGAAUGAUGAAGAACACUAUGGUUUGAGGGAGUUAAUGGAUCGAAGCAUUCGAAACUCUGGAACCCUUAUUGGGUUUGGGAGGUUCCUGGAGCUGGCCCUGCAAUGCGUUGAAGAAUCAGCUGCAGACCGCCCCACAAUGAGUGAGCUUGUGAAGGCUAUUGAAACCAUUCUGCAGAAUGAUGGCAUGAACACAAACUCAACAUCAGCAUCUUCAUCAGCCACAGAAUUUGCAGCAUCAAAAGGAGCUCCUAAGCAUCCGUACAACGAUGGCUUGCCG
Messenger RNA from Prunus mume (Japanese apricot), 2748 nucleotides. The record is from RefSeq and is a predicted model, not a curated record. NCBI's taxonomy places the organism in Eukaryota, Viridiplantae, Streptophyta, Magnoliopsida, Rosales, Rosaceae.